Molecule: messenger RNA, 2367 nt
Organism: Xiphias gladius (swordfish)
Lineage: Eukaryota; Metazoa; Chordata; Actinopteri; Istiophoriformes; Xiphiidae
Gene: csrnp3
Product: cysteine-serine-rich nuclear protein 3
Exons: 5
Coding region: 72-1946 (624 amino acids)
Biological process (GO): regulation of transcription by RNA polymerase II
Cellular component (GO): nucleus
Molecular function (GO): DNA-binding transcription factor activity, RNA polymerase II-specific; sequence-specific DNA binding
Source: RefSeq, a predicted model, not a curated record
GUGAUUGUGUGGCUUUGCUACUGUGAGAAAAAGUGAAAGGAGGGACAGUCUGCCAGUGGAUUCAGGUGCAGAUGCGGCGGGCCAUGAGCGGAAUACUGAAGAGGAAAUUUGAGGAGGUGGAAGCCACCUCCUCCCCAUGCUCUUCCUUGCGGGAGUCUGAUGAUGAGGUCUCCUGCAGUGAAAGUGGGGAUAGCAGCGACAGUGUCAACCCCUCUGCCUCGGGCCCUUUCACCCCUGAAUCAAUAUUGAAGAGGGAGAAGCGCCUGCGGACGAGGAGGGUGCAUUUUGAGAAUGUGACAGUGUACUACUUCAGCCGACGGCAGGGCUUCACCAGUGUGCCCAGCCAGGGAGGCAGCACGCUGGGCAUGUCCAACAGGCACAGCUGGGUCAGGCAGUACUCCCUGGGUGAAUUCGCACUGGAGCAGGAAAGGAUCCACAGAGACAUGCUCAGAGACCACCUGAAGGAGGAGAAACUCAACUCAAUCAAACUCAAGCUGACUAAGAAUGGCACAGUGGAGUCUGAAGAGGCCAACACGCUCACGGCAGAGGACAUUUCUGACGAUGACAUCGAUCUGGACAACACAGAGGUAGACGAGUACUUCUUCCUGCAGCCGCUUACCACUAAGAAGCGCCGGGCACUGCUGCGCUCCUCUGGGGUAAAGAAGAUUGACGUGGAAGAGAAACAUGAACUGCGGGCCAUCCGGAUGUCCAGAGAGGACUGUGGCUGUGAUUGCAGAGUCUUCUGUGACCCAGAGACUUGUGCCUGCAGCAUUGCCGGGAUCAAGUGCCAGGUGGACCGUAUGUCAUUUCCAUGUGGUUGCACAAAAGAGGGCUGCAGCAACUCAGCUGGGAGAGUGGAGUUUAAUCCCAUCCGAGUUCGGACCCAUUUCUUGCACACCAUAAUGAAGCUUGAACUGGAGAAGAGUCGUGAGCAGCAGCAGGCGUCCCCCACUAACGGUUACCGUAGUGAAACUAACGACCUGGGAAGCGGAAACCCCCUGGUUCAAUCCCAGCACAGGUUGGAAUACUCUCUGUCGGACGCUGUUCCACAGACGGCCGGCAUGCACCUGCAGAAUGCAGACGAGAUGGAGGAGCCGCUAGAUGACGAGGAAGAGGAUGAAGAAGACGAGGAGGAAGAGGAAGAGGAAAAUGAAGAAGAUGAGGAAGAUGAGGAAGAUAGUAGCAGUGUUUGCAGCGGACUGUCUGACUCCAGCACACAGAGCUUAGCUAACAGCGACUCGGAGGAUGAGGAGGAGGACGAUGAGGAUGAAGAGAAGUCUGAGAACUUUGAGGACGACGUGACGACCCAGUCAGUGUCUCAUUCUGAGGUGGUCCCUUUGUCCUCUGUGCUGUGUUACAGUGAUGGCUCUGUGGCACAUGAUGCCCACAUGAAUGGAAAUACGUAUUUAAUGAACUCUUCUUCAGCCGAGUAUUAUCAGCUGGGGAGCUCCAGUGCCAUCUCAAAUGGCCAAACCAGCCAACCCAGUGAACCCUAUGGGGAAGCCUUAGCAUUCCAAGAUCCAGGCAGCACGGCCAAUGGCAGCAUGGCCAAUGGCAGCAUGGCCCAAGGACCAUUCAACAUGACGGCUGAGCGGUACUCAGACUACUCCAAUCAGGCUGAAGAACAAUACACAGCUAAUCACCAUUUCACUCUUACCAAUGGUGCUCCAGCUGCCCCUUUGACCUGCUACACACCCGAUCAGGAGAAGAAGGUGUUGUCCAAAGCAGCAUUUGUGGAGCAGCCUGAAAGCCAGAACCAGACACAGUUUCAAAACUACCUGAACAAUAAUACCCAGAGUUCCUACAGCAGUCGCAGCUCAUGUAUGUCAGCUGAACAGCCACAGCAAGAGACCAGUGUUAAUAGACAUUCUGACCUGACCUUACUAGCAAACACUACUAAGAACCUCCCUUUACCAGACCAUUGCCCGGAGGUCACAGCCAUUUAGUGGGCCAAACGUUCUGAAGUGUUCUUUCAUUAUUGCGUCUUUUCUUGAGCCUGACCAAGUGGUAUUUUAAGGGAACAUUAUCGUCACCUUUUUGAAUGAUCUGACCUUAAAUUUCAAAGCAAUUUACAGCCCCAUAGUACAUUUUCAUCUGUAAUUAUAAAGCCACAGGUUCAUGAUGGAAAUGGUUUUGAGGAACUGUUCGCUCCUGAAGGUUUCUCCGCUACAGUGUGUGCUUAACUGCAAUAUGGGAAGAUCAGAAACACAUCAAAACAUCAGUUAUGUCAUGCUGUGCAAUGUAUCUUGUAAUUUCAGAUGUAAAGUUCUAGUUUUAAGCAGAUAUUGUACUGUAGAUUGAACUUUUCUAUGUCUACUGUAUGUGUCAAAUGUGCAAAAAGGUUUAUUGUCAGUUUAUUUAUUGUUU